CACAGCUGUCGCCACCCUACCAUCCAGAGUUAGUCGCCAUCCUGCAUCCAAAACUUAUCGACUGUGCUAUGUCAUCCGGUGUCAUCAUUACUGGAUGUAUACCACCGGCCAGCCGCGCCAAGCUUAACUGUACAUUGUUAACGUAUCCGCCAUCUAGCAGCAGAUGUCCGUCAUGGGGGUCGCAUAGCGGCGGCAUGUACCCGCUCAGAGACAUCGACGACCUCACGUAUCGCCAUAGAGAGCCUACGGAACACACCCGAGAGACACACAAGGCCCAAUGUCAGACUACAUGCUCAUCAUCAUCAUCUAUGUUCAAACGGUAGGUAGGUAGGAGAAUAUACUCCAAGAAAGAGAAAGUCAUCAAGAAAAAGAGAGCGAUAGUAGCAACGAUGAAGAGGAAGUUGAUACUAAGUUUUCUUUGGCUUCUAGUUCUUCACUGAAUUUAUCAUUUGAAGAAAAAUCUGAAAAUACUACAAGCGCAAACCUCAGAAGCUUUAUGAUAACUAGUUAGUGUUUAAAUAAAUUUCUUCCCAUACACAUUUUGUGCCAAAACUUUUAGAUCACACGUUAUACCACAAUAUAAAUAUUAUCUGUUCCUUAUAAUUAAAAAUUCCUAGAAAA
Acanthoscelides obtectus is the source of this 621-nucleotide messenger RNA. Lineage: Eukaryota; Metazoa; Arthropoda; Insecta; Coleoptera; Chrysomelidae. The record is from the annotation of a GenBank genome assembly.